ACUCAUCCCUAAAACAGCUGAAGCAAGUUCCUAGAAGUUGAAACUCCCAAUUAAAGAAAAAGAAGAGCAAUUCACUCUCAGCAGUCAGAAACCCUAACGUGCAACACCGUCAAGAGAGAAGAAUCACCAAUCGAGCCAAAUGACGAAGGAAUUCGCAGUGCCUCCCGUGGUUUUCACCUCUGGGGGCAACCCCGCCGGGGAAAAUGUCAAUCAGCGCCGCAUACCGACGGCGCCGUUCCAACUCCCGCGCCCCUCUGCGUCGUCGGCCAUCCCCUUCAUGUCAUUCGAUAUCGGCUCUGCCGCUUCGUCCUCCGCAUCAUUCGGUGGUUCCAUCUCCACGUCGGUAUCUACGGGCGGGCCGACAUCAUUCGAAGAGGAAGAACCCCUACUUGACGAGCUCGGCAUUCACCCCGAUCAAAUCUGGCAGAAAGCCAAGUCCAUCAUCAAUCCCUUCCGGAUCAACGCUACCGUCCACCAAGACUCCGAUCUCUCCGGCCCGAUAUUCCUCUAUUUAUCAUUCUGCUUGUUUCAAUUACUCGCUGGAAAGAUCCAAUUUGGCGUGAUUUUGGGAUGGAUUGUGGUUUCAUCUAUCUUUUUGUAUGUGGUUUUUAACAUGUUAGCCGGGAGAAAUGGGAAUCUAGAUCUGCAUACUUGUACGAGUGUGGUUGGAUACUGUAUGCUGCCGUUGGUGGUCUUAUCUUCUCUAUCGCUGUUCCUGCCGCAAGGGGCCGGCGUCGCUAGAUAUGUUCUGGCUGGGGUGUUCGUGUUGUGGGCCACCAGGGCUUGUACUAAUCUGAUGGUGGCGCUGGCUGACGGAGGCGAGGAGCACCGUGGUCUCAUUUCGUACGCCUGUUUCUUGAUUUACACUCUGUUUUCUCUUCUCGUUAUAUUUUAAUUGUAGCUGCCUUUUGUGUACCCCAUUUUUCUGUAGUUGUUAGAGCGUUGCAUGAUGAAUCUGAUGCUGUUAGUAGAGUUCAUUGUGUUGAGUGGUGUAGAAGUUCUUAUGACUGUAAAUGGAUCCAUAUUGAAUUUUUAUAUGGAUAUAGAUCCGACAUGAUUGUCUUACAAUAACUGGGUUACUUUGGUGUUACUUUGUUGCUGCUGUUUUCUGUGGCUUCAACCAAGUGUUCUCAAU
Messenger RNA from Rubroshorea leprosula, 1135 nucleotides. Lineage: Eukaryota; Viridiplantae; Streptophyta; Magnoliopsida; Malvales; Dipterocarpaceae. The record is from the annotation of a GenBank genome assembly.